AUGAUGAAUGGCGUGCGGCAGGAGCACGCGCGAGAGCUUCAACAUGAUCUUACACGAGGCAAGAGACGAAGAUACACACAGAACAGACACCAACAGUACAGGCAGGCCUCCUUCACUGUCUGUUCUCGCCUGUCAGAUGUCCACGGUUUGACCCAGCAGCUGACGUUGCCCAUUGUGUCUGCAAGUCCCCUCCCCCUCCCCCCUCCCCUGCAGCCGCACCAGCACCAGGAGAUGGUCAAGACCGAGCCGACAGACGCAGGCGGCGCUGCUGCCGUCGGCCAGGCCUCCAACCACUCGAGCGGUGACCAAGGUGACGAGUACUCCGAUGAGGGCACCCCGCAGGAAGCCGCGAUGCAGGUGGGCAGUGCUGGGCCGGGGCUAUACGGACCGCCACACCCGAUGGCCAUGGCCAUGGUGAGCGAGGGAGAGAGAGAGACGGUGGGCGACGAAUGGAGAGAUGCCCCGUGUGGCGGUGCGGUGUGGUGUGGUGUGGUGUGUGCAGCUACAGGUGGGUUUCAAUGCUGCCGUGAGGCGUAUCAUGGAGCAGGCGUCGGCGGCUGGCGCUCUGUCCAAGAAGCGCAAGCGCAACACCAAGAAGAGGGAGCCGCAGGACCCAAGAAGCUCCCUCACCAUCUCAUCCAACGCGGUGAGCGACCCCUCGACAGACUGACGGUCAAUCAACACCUGUCUGUCUGUCUGUCUGGAUGUCUGGAUGUGGCGUGUGCGUAUGCCUGUGUGUGUGUAAUACAUAUCAGCCCCGGCGCCCCCGCACAGCGUUUCACAUCUUCUUCCACGGCAACCUGCGCAAGUGGAAGGAACAGCACCCCGAGAUGGACCUCGUGAAGCUCUCACAGGUGGGUGGCUGGGUGGCUGGCUGGGUGCGUGGGCUGGGCGGCACACAACCAACACACGCAUUCGCGCAUGGAUCCUCUCCAUUUGACAGUGGUCUGUGAUACACAUAUAUCUAUCUAUGUGUGCAGGAGGCGUCGCGUCAGUGGCGUGACAUGACGGACGAGCAGAAGCGGCCCUACCACGAGGCCAAGAAGGAAGAGGAGGCCACCUACCAGAAGGAACUCGCAGUCUUCGAAGAGGCCCAGCGACUGCACGCACAACAGGUUCGUAGGCAGACACGACACACAACACAACGGACACACACCAACACGCAUAACCUCUGGUCCUGUGUUUGCGGCCGAUCAGAUGGGCUUCAUAUAUCCGCCUGGCCUCCACUGUAAGGAGAGAGAGAGAGGGAUAGAGAGAGGGAGCACAUGUGUCGUCGCUGUACUGGUCAGCACACGUGUGUUUUCUCGUUGUGUGUGCAGUGGGAGGGGGCGGGAGGGGCGGGGGCGGGUACUUGGACAUGCCUAACACCUUGUGGAAGUGUAAGCAGCGAUGGAUGGAUGGAUGGAUGGACAGACAGACAGACAGACAGAUGGACGCACAAACAAACGCGCUCAUGGCCCUGUGUGUGGAUGGCUGUGUGUGUAUAGGUGAUAUGGGACCCCCGCCUGCCUGGACGCCUGAGCCCUACGUGCAGCGCUGGGGCCAGAUGGAGCGCAUUCUCCGUAAGCUCUUUUUACAACCACUAUAGGACGACACACCUCGGGUGGAUGAUCUCUCCCCGAUGCUGGUGUGUGUGGCGCUGUCUGUUUCCUGCAGAGGCCAAGGAUGUCGAGACGGUGGACAAGGGCCGCAACACUGUCCAGCUUCACGAGCAGAUGCGGGUGCGUGCAGAGGGCGGAGAGAGACGAGGCGAUGACACUGCCUGCACACACACCAGCACACAAAAGCUUCGUGUCUUCCUCUCUCUUUGUGUUUGUUGUGUGCAGGUUUACCAGGUGCAGCUCACAGGUACGCUAAGAGAGACGGGCACCUUCCUACCAUGUGUGUGUAUGUGUUGUGUCUGUGUGUUGGUUCAGAUCGCAAGACCAAGAUGCUUGAGCGUCUGAGGGACUGCGAGGCGGCCCUGGACAAGUACUACUACCCCAUCUUCCAUCGCAUUCUCACCGCCACAGACGAAAAGGAACUGCUGUACGCGACAUACACAUACACAGUGUACCCAACGCACACGGCCUUAUUUAUGUGUCGUGUGUGCGUGUGUGGUGGUGUGUGCGCGCUUGGGUGUGUGGGUGGGUGCAGUGCGUGGGCGGCAGUGUUCAAUCCCCCCGACCCGGAGCAUAAAAAGAUGGCCAUUGAGGUCCGUGGUUCACCGACAAAGCGACCAGCUGAAAGCACCAGAGCGUCGCAUAUGGUCUCUCUGGCGUUGGCUGUCACCUUCCACCCACAGAUGCAGUUCGUGCCGUGCAACGAGGAGGAGGUGGUAAGCCACUCACCGACACACGCACGCGCGUGCCCACGGUGGAUCGAUUUGCCCUCUCUGUCUGCCUAUGUCAGGCUCGUCGGUUGCUGCAGCGGCUCUUGUCAGUGGCGGGCAACCAGCAGACAUUCGCAUGA
Molecule: messenger RNA, 2451 nt
Organism: Vitrella brassicaformis
Lineage: Eukaryota; Vitrellaceae
Source: the annotation of a GenBank genome assembly